Messenger RNA from Vigna radiata var. radiata (mung bean), 849 nucleotides. Its product is annotated as cellulose synthase-like protein E1. Gene Ontology annotation, molecular function: cellulose synthase (UDP-forming) activity; mannan synthase activity. The coding region runs from base 76 to 849 and encodes 257 amino acids. Gene Ontology annotation, cellular component: trans-Golgi network; plasma membrane. The record is from RefSeq and is a predicted model, not a curated record. NCBI's taxonomy places the organism in Eukaryota, Viridiplantae, Streptophyta, Magnoliopsida, Fabales, Fabaceae. The transcript has 4 exons. Gene Ontology annotation, biological process: cellulose biosynthetic process; plant-type primary cell wall biogenesis.
UGGCUGUAUAAGAAAGAGGAUUAACUCCACUCAACGUCGACAUCAAGAACACAGAGGACUGAGUUAGAAGCCGCAAUGAGAAGUGGUGAACAGCAUUCACUGUUCGAGACUAGGAAAGACAGAGCAAGACACAUUCGGAGGUUCUAUGCUGUCUCUGUGUUUCUGGCAAUAUGCUUUGUCUGGGCAUUCAGACUCAGCCACAUACCNGCAAAUGGGGAAGCUGGCCAAUGGGCAUGGCUCGGUUUGUUUCUUGCAGAACUCUGGUCUGGCAUCUAUUGGCUCUUUUAUCAAGCCCUCCGUUGGAACAUGCUCUUCAGAACAACCUUCCCCGACAAACUCUCUCAAAGAUAUGAGAGUAGGUUGCCGGGAGUGGACAUCUUUGUGUUUACGGCGGAUGCUGCNGUGGAGCCACCGCUGAUGGUGAUUAAUACGGUGCUAUCUGUGAUGGCUUAUGACUAUCCGGCUGAGAAGUUGAGCGUGUAUCUCUCAGACGAUGGGUGUUCGGAGAUAACCUUUUAUGCACUUUUAGAGGCUUCUUCCUUUGCCAAACAUUGGGUUCCGUUCUGCAAGAGAUUUAAGGUGGAACCGAGGUCACCUGCUGCCUUUUUCAACAACACUCAUGCCUCAACAAAAUCACAAGAUCAUAACUAUGACCUAAGAUCGUGCGCGAAUCCAAAUACCUCGAUGAAACACUCCGAACGUAUCACUCUUACACCAGAACGGGUGCGACCUGCAAGCCUCGAAUACGAGUCAAGGGCUAUAACCACUUGUAACUACUGGCCCAUAAUCUCGCAAGAUUCGCCCACUAAGCGUUCGCAAGAUUCGCCCACUAAGCGUAACUGUUGUUAA